Messenger RNA from Eruca vesicaria subsp. sativa (arugula), 675 nucleotides. The record is from the annotation of a GenBank genome assembly. Lineage: Eukaryota; Viridiplantae; Streptophyta; Magnoliopsida; Brassicales; Brassicaceae.
GUUGUAAUAACUCAUCUGUCUCAUGUCUCACAUAAAGUAUAGAUCCCUAAUGUCUCACUUCUAGCUCUCGUCCACACAUAAUGGUGUGUCAAUGCAUCAUCCAAUUUGUCUUCACCAAUUCUCAUGAUAUGGUCCUAUCCUUUUAUUAAAUAGUAUAUGGGAGAGCUAGGAUGCCAUUUUGAAGUUUACCGCAAUGAUGAACUUACAGUAGAGGAGCUCAAAAGCAAAAAUCCAAGAGGAGUUCUGAUUUCUCCUGGUCCUGGUACAUGUUUUAGCCUCAGACAGCGGUGCGUACCCCCACAAGACUCUGGGAUUUCCUUACAAACUGUUUUGGAACUCGGACCACAUGUUCCUCUAUUUGGAGUAUGUAUGGGUUUGCAGUGUAUUGGAGAAGCGUUUGGAGGGAAGAUCAUGCGGUCACCAUUUGGUGUUAUGCAUGGGAAAAGCUCCAUGGUUCACUAUGAUGAGAAAGGCGAAGAAGGCUUGUUCUCUGGUUUAUCCAAAGGUUACUGCAUGGACAGAAAUGGUUUGGUUAUGGCGGCAAGACACAAGAAGCACAAGCACAUACAGGGAGUACAGUUUCAUCCGGAGAGUAUUAUAACCACUGAAGGCAUGACAAUUGUUCGCAAUUUCAUCAAACUUGUAGAGAAAAAAGAGGCUGAGAAGUUGGAUUAG